CCGAGGAACCGAAAGAGAAAGCAGGCUGUGCUCGGAGGACCUCGGGCGACAGGAUGAAGCCACGGUGGGCGAGCCUCUUGCUGCUGUGCUGCUGCUGUCUGGGCCGCGGGGUCCCCCGGACCUGGCCGCGGAGCCACCAGCGGGAGGCGGCCGCCUUGCGGGAAAGUCUAAAUAGACAUCGAUACUUGAACUCUUUCUCUCAUGAAAACGCCACUGCCUUCUAUGGAAUAAACCAGUUUUCUUAUUUAUUUCCUGAAGAGUUCAAAGCUCUGUAUUUAGGCAGCAAAGCUACCUGGUCUCCCAGAUACCCAGCAGCAGGGCAGACGCCCAUCCCCAAUAUGUCUUUGCCGCUGAGAUUUGACUGGAGGGACAAGCAUGUUGUAAACCAAGUGAGAAACCAGAAGAUGUGUGGAGGCUGCUGGGCCUUCAGCGUGGUGGGUGCAAUAGAGUCGGCUCGUGGGAUCCAAGGGAGACCCCAGGACGACCUCAGUGUGCAGCAGGUCAUCGACUGCUCCUUUAAUAACUAUGGCUGCAGCGGUGGCUCUCCUCUCAGUGCCCUGAGCUGGCUGAACGAGACACAGGUGAAGUUGGUGGAAGAUUCAGAAUACCCCUUCAAGGCAGAAAAUGGCCUUUGUCGCUAUUUUCCCCAAUCACAAGCUGGAGUCUCAAUCAAAGGCUUUUCUGCAUAUGACUUCAGUGACCAAGAAGAUGAAAUGGCAAAAGCACUUCUCAGCUUUGGCCCUUUGGUGGUGAUAGUUGAUGCAGUGAGCUGGCAGGAUUACCUGGGGGGCAUUAUCCAGCAUCACUGCUCUAGUGGGGAGGCGAACCAUGCGGUUCUCAUCACAGGAUUUGAUAGAACAGGGAACACUCCAUAUUGGAUGGUACGAAAUUCGUGGGGCCGCUCCUGGGGAAUAGAAGGCUACGCCCAUGUGAAAAUGGGAGGAAACAUCUGUGUCUUGCAGAGAGAUGGACAACCAAAGUUCAUAGGAAACACCCCUCCCCACAGCAUAUGGACCUCCAAAGAAAUCUGGAACAGUGUGGAACUCAGAGAGCCUGGUGGGAUCAGAAGUCACAUCAGGCCCUCCAUCUGGAAUCAGUUGGGAUUUUUGCUGACUUUUUGUCAUUCUGGCUGUGUAGUGCAAUGGAAUGCUUUGGUCAGGUUGGAUCAAAGAAACAAUUAAAAUUGGUUCUCCUUUGUGGCCUGUAAUCACCAGCUGUAAGUGACCUCAUCUACUGGACCUGUCAGCCCCGCACAGUUGUGUGUCUCACAAUCACAGCAGCCUUCCUUGAGGGAGGGCCAUACGUAUGGAGUUGAAAUAUUGAUUGUGUCACCUCAGCAAAUGACCCUUACCUUAGACAGAAGAAUAACUAUGCACAAAGAAGAAUAUGCAAGCCCCUCCUCCAGACAGAAAACCCAGCUGAAUGAAAUACAUGGCAACCAGGUGACAGGAAGUAUCUUAUGCUACUUCCUGUUAGAAUUUCUAGAGCUCUUCACUGUCAAGGAUCCAAUACAUUUCUCUUCUUGCCGUCUUCUUGCUGUAGUAGAAAACAAGUAUUUUCCACAUUUUUCUAUCUCUCUUGUCUUUUACUGUACACUUCCCAUGUGUUCCCGAUGGUUCACCUUCCAGUCCAACAGAACUCGGUCCCAUUUUUGGCAUUCCACUUUAUUACCCAAUCUCUUAUUUUAAAAAUUUUCCAACACACAGUGGUCCCACUCAGUUUGUUCUUUGUUCAUGUCCUCCACUAGACUCCCAGAAUCAAGAACAAAACUCCUUAUUCUCUUUUCUGUUUUCAUGAGAAAUAAUCUCAAAAAAAAUAUGCAGAGACCGGAGUGUGGAAAAAUAGCAGAGGAGAGUUCUUAGUGUUUUUGAACAGAGUAGUUUAAUUAUUCAAGGACUCCAGAAAGGGAUUGAGUUCAGCUAUAGUUCUUAUCACUGUCUUUCAACAUGUUUUCGGUGGUUUUGUGAUACCCAGUUUCAAAUGCAAAAGAAAUUUUAAAUUUUCAAAAUGAUUGCUACUGCUCACGUAUUCUGAAUUUUGAUAACAUUUAUAAUAAAAACUACCUAUAUUUAACUUUGAAUUAAAAAGAACUUAUUCUUGAA
Messenger RNA from Arvicola amphibius (Eurasian water vole), 2102 nucleotides. RefSeq names its product cathepsin O (gene Ctso). The record is from RefSeq and is a predicted model, not a curated record. NCBI's taxonomy places the organism in Eukaryota, Metazoa, Chordata, Mammalia, Rodentia, Cricetidae. Gene Ontology annotation, cellular component: lysosome. The transcript is spliced from 8 exons. The coding region runs from base 54 to 1181 and encodes 375 amino acids. Gene Ontology annotation, molecular function: cysteine-type endopeptidase activity.